Messenger RNA from Mercenaria mercenaria, 1857 nucleotides. RefSeq names its product GPN-loop GTPase 3-like. Gene Ontology annotation, molecular function: GTPase activity. The coding region runs from base 163 to 1011 and encodes 282 amino acids. The record is from RefSeq and is a predicted model, not a curated record. The transcript is spliced from 8 exons. NCBI's taxonomy places the organism in Eukaryota, Metazoa, Mollusca, Bivalvia, Venerida, Veneridae.
ACAUUGAAAUCAUUUUUCUUACAUGAAAGUGUUAUUAUACUCAGCUCUUAACUUAUUGGUUUGUGUUUUGUGAAGGUGCAAGCGAUCUUAAACAGUUUGGAAAACGUGAAGACAAAAAUAAGAUUUUUUUUUACUAAAGGAAACUUAACUCAAAAAGAAAUAAUGCCAAGAUAUGCACAAAUAGUCAUGGGUCCUGCAGGAAGUGGAAAGUCUACCUACUGUAGCAACAUGGUUAGACACUGUGAAAAUCUGCGACGAACUGUGCAUGUGGUUAAUCUAGACCCAGCAGCUGAACAUUUUGAUUACCCUGUACUUGCCGACGUACGAGAGUUGAUUCAGGUAGAUGAUGCCAUGGAAGACGAGUCACUGAAGUUUGGUCCUAAUGGUGGACUAGUAUUCUGUAUGGAGUACCUUGCCCAGAAUUUUGACUGGUUACAUGAACAGUUGGAAGACAUUGAAGAUGACUACAUAUUGUUUGAUUGUCCAGGUCAGAUAGAACUGUAUACACAUAUACCAGUGAUGCGACAGCUAGUCGAUACAUUACAAACAUGGAACUUCAAUGUGUGUGGUGUAUAUAUGAUAGACUCACAGUUCCUUAUCGAGGCAUCCAAGUUUGUGUCUGGUACACUGACUGCCCUGUCCACAAUGGUCAACCUUGAAACACCACAUGUAAAUGUGAUGACAAAAUUAGAUCUUCUAAGCAAGAAAGAUAAAAAGGAGUUGGACAGAUAUCUCGAGCCGUCAAUGCAAGGAUUGUUGUUUGAAGAAUUUGAAGAUGAAAAGUUCAGUAAAAAAUUUAAGAAGUUGAAUGCAGCAAUAGCAUCAAUGAUUGACGAUUACAGCCUAGUCAAGUUUCUACCCUUAGACCAGUCAGAUGAGGAUAGCAUCAAUGAUAUAUUGUUACAAGUGGACAUGUGUCUGCAGUAUGGAGAGGACCAGGAACCAAGGGAAAUGAGGGAGGUUGGAGAUGACCCAGAUAUGGACAACUGUGACAGUGGUUUUGAUGGAUGACGUUGACCUUUGAUGACAAACGACCUUGAACUACCUGUGCCAGAUGGCCAAGAAAGUCAUUGUCAGAUGACUUUCUGAGUUUCAACAGGCUGUGUCAUUAUGACCUUGGAAUCUGUGAUAGUCAACUGUGAUAAAUUUGUGACAGAUAUUCCAGUCAUUAUGCAUGACUUUGUGUGGUGUUGAGUAAGUCUGAAACCCUUAAUAAGAGCAUCAAACAAAAUCUGGCUACAUUUACACUUGCUGGUCUUGUUUAUGGUAGAUUUAUUAUUCUACAUCAUGGGCUAAAACACAAACUCUCAAGCUUUGUAAAUUCUUAACACUGCAAAUGAGACAGCUAACCAUGAAAUCUGUAAAUAAAGCCUAUAUGUGAAUGUUAUCCUAUUCCACUGUGCUUAAAGUAAGUGCUAUUUUGAUGAAUCAAUUAGGAUGAUAAAAAGAGGUCAUUACAUGAGUAUCUCUUUAUAUUAAAUUUAUUAAAAGAGUUGAAUGAAAAAAUAAAAUGUGAGGCUCUGUCAAAUAUUUGAUUUUUUUUUUCGCCAAGUUAAGUAAAAGUUCAAUGUGGAACUUAUAGGACACAAAUGUAAUAUUCUUAACAUUUUAGCAUUUCAAGCUGAAACAUCGACUUCGUAUUGUCUAUGUAUUAAAGGCAGUAAAUUUGACCAAUAUCUCCUAUCUUUAAAAUAGUGUCACAACCAAAGUGUUAUUAAUCUUGUGUAGUACUAAAAAUAUAUAAUGGCUUUAUUUCACUCCAACAAUGUGAAGCAUGCUACAAAGGACUUUAUGAGAAAAUGGCCUGUUUUGAUUCUGUUAUUAACCCUUAGCCUCCUGGCGGCAAGUGAUUCUGCC